Messenger RNA from Pestalotiopsis fici W106-1, 747 nucleotides. RefSeq lists its product as uncharacterized. NCBI's taxonomy places the organism in Eukaryota, Fungi, Ascomycota, Sordariomycetes, Amphisphaeriales, Sporocadaceae. The coding region runs from base 1 to 747 and encodes 248 amino acids. The transcript has a single exon. The record is from RefSeq and is a predicted model, not a curated record.
AUGCCGGGGAUAAUAAGAUCAGCAAGUCGUCCACCAAGACAAUUUUCAAAUCCCAAAGACCCCGGCGGUCACAAUGAUGAUGACAAUCAAAGCGACAGCAGCGGCAGCAGUCACCAAAACCACCGGUGCUGCAGCAGUAGCAGUACCCAGCAACAACAUGAUAGUUAUUAUACGUUAGACCUGCCGUACACGGCAUACCGCGGAGCCUUCCUCGGAGGUCAUUACCGACUACACCAACUACGCCUACAGACCGAGUUCCUCGACAUCUUCUCCGUCGUGUGCCUCUGCGGGCGCGUCUUUGAGGCCCAGGCCUUUUCGCUCUCGCUGGGCGCCGACGCCCCGGAGCGCGGCCUGCCCCUGCCCAAGCAGCUCAUGGACUCGCGCCGGCGCCGCAUGAAGCGCAUCUACCGCUCCGACAACUUUGUCGACGUCUUUGAGGACUCGGGCAAGCGCUUUCUCGUCUCCAAGGUCGACCGGACCGAGAAGGAGUGGCGCGACGUCUGUGAUCAGGUCAUCUGCCGCGACGUCGACUAUGCCGCCGAUUUGCCCGCGAGGCUCGUCGGGGGCCGACGGCUGCAGAAGCGUGGUCGCCAUCAUGGUGGUGGUGGUGCCUGUUGCGAAAUAGACCGCCGCCUUGGGUCUACCUCCGCAGAUGUGAGUAUCUCUCUCUGCCUAGUUGAUGAUAAAGCUGACUUGUCAGAUGUAUACUCGUACCGAUGUGUACCCAUCUACAAUGCGGCACGAUGA